This is a messenger RNA of Austrofundulus limnaeus, 1247 nucleotides long. RefSeq names its product gastrula zinc finger protein XlCGF57.1. The record is from RefSeq and is a predicted model, not a curated record. Gene Ontology annotation, molecular function: DNA-binding transcription factor activity, RNA polymerase II-specific. Lineage: Eukaryota; Metazoa; Chordata; Actinopteri; Cyprinodontiformes; Rivulidae. Gene Ontology annotation, cellular component: nucleus. Gene Ontology annotation, biological process: regulation of transcription by RNA polymerase II.
ACCAGGAGGAACCAGAACCUCCACAGAUCAAAGUAGAGGAUGAGGAGCUCUGCACCAAUCAGGAGGAAGAUCAGCUUCAUCUGAAGCAGGAGACUGAUCCGGUUCUGGUGACUGUUUUAUAUGAAAAAAGUGAACCAGAACCAGACAAGGAGCAGCUCGGUCAUCAUGGUAACCAAGCAGGCCAGUCAGCAACAUCUGAGAUGUUUUCUUGUCAAAUCUGUGGAGAAACCUUUUCAGAUACAUACAUACUUUCCAGUCAUGUGAAGGUCCACAAAGUCUGGAACCAGAACUCUGAGAAACUGAUGUAUUGUUGUCCCACCUGUGGGAAAAACAUCUCUGGUUAUAGUCACUUAGUCAGACACAUGAGGUUCCACACAGGGUUGAAGCCAUUUUCUUGUAAAAUGUGUGGAAAAGGUUUUUGCCAAAAGUACUAUUUGAACUGGCACAUGAGGGUCCACACAGGAGAGAAGCCGUUUAUUUGUAAAAUGUGUGGAAAACGUUUUAACCAAUUUUACCAUCUUAAUCGUCACAUGAAGAUCCACACAGGAGAGAAGUCACAUAUUUGUAAAACGUGUGGAAAAGGCUUUAACAGAAAGUCCCAUCUUAAUUGUCACAUGAUGUCUCACACAGGAGAGAAGCCAUUUGUUUGUAAAACUUGUGAGAACAGAUUCAAACAUCGGUCAGAUCUUAAUCGUCACAUGAAGAUCCACACAGGAUUCAGGCCAUUUGUUUGUAAAACUUGUGGAAAACGUUUUAGCAGAAAUACUCACCUUACCCGUCACAUGAACGUGCACACAGGCUGAGCUGAUGCUCUUCUCUCACAGGUGGAGGAAAGUUUCACCAAAUGAUCUAGAAGAGGUUUUACAGCCAGGAGAAGAAACGUUCAGAAUGUGGAGAAAAGUCUUAAACUGCCUGUAAUUCUUCAGAUACAGAAAGUUAAAGGAAACAUUGUUAUUUUUAAGAACUUUGACACAUUACAUAGGAUURWACACAUUUAGUCACAUAACUGUAGUCUGUCAUAACUUUCAGGGUUUGACAAAUGUAGUUCUGCCCGGGGCAGGUAAAAUGAAUAAUCGCACAGUUGGUGUGACUGGGCAGGUUAACCUUUUGUUUUGUUUUUAUAUGGCCGUAGGAAUCUUGUCCCCUAUUGUUAGAAAAAACUGUUUUGUUAUAAGAAGGGGAAUAAAUACUGUAAAAGUGAUGUAGUUGUUGUUUAUAUUAAUUAUUAAACUAGUAAUUGCACUUUU